Molecule: messenger RNA, 2283 nt
Organism: Oppia nitens
Lineage: Eukaryota; Metazoa; Arthropoda; Arachnida; Sarcoptiformes; Oppiidae
Product: zinc finger protein 761-like
Exons: 1
Coding region: 182-2239 (685 amino acids)
Biological process (GO): regulation of transcription by RNA polymerase II
Cellular component (GO): nucleus
Molecular function (GO): RNA polymerase II cis-regulatory region sequence-specific DNA binding; DNA-binding transcription factor activity, RNA polymerase II-specific
Source: RefSeq, a predicted model, not a curated record
AUUGUUGACAAAAAAUAUUGUUUUUUUUUUUUUAAUUUAUUUAUUGGACUCUCAAUAGUAUACUGUAGUUAUCAUUCAUAUUGUUGUCAAUUGCAUAGACAUUGGAUCAGCUGUUUUUCGGGUCGUUUUAACCAUCAGUACUAACAUUACCGCAGCCGCCGCUGUGACCCGAGAGACAGAUAUGGCCACAACAAUAACAGUCAAAGACUUGUUUGACGAGUUAUCCAAAGAAAAUCGCCGACUAAUUGGCGAACUAGGCUUUUGUCACCGAUAUGUCCAACUGUGCGACCGAUAUCGGCUGUUGGCCAUCAAUUUUCGCGAUCGAUGUAUUUGCGAUCAGAAUGUCGGCAACGAAUCCAAACUCAACAACUUGGAUCUGGUCUACGGUAGACUACUUGAGGACAGUCGCAAAUGGCUGACAAUUAGACGAAAAAGGACGGCAAAUGAUAGGCAAACAAUUUCAGGUCAACUGAUUGGCGCUACCGGUGGUGAUGAUGAUUAUGAUGGAGAAGAACUACCGGUUAAACAUAAGGAAGAGGUGGUUGACAACGCCUACGAUAGCGAAGACAAUUGGCAACAAACUGGAGAUGAAGACAAUUUUGUGGACAAUUCGGACACUAGUGGUGAAGAAGAAGAAGAAGAAGAAGACUGUUAUGAUCCAGAGUUUAAGCCCAAUAGGAGUCAGAUUAGGUCAAUAAAGUCAACGAUAUUACCGACGGAAGUAAAAGUCAAGCCGUUAAGGACGACUUCGACGACGAAGAAGAGACCGCCGCCAAAGAUUUACACGUGCGAGACGUGCGGCAAGACUUUUCAACAUAGAUAUAGACAUAAUAAUCACGUACUGAAGCAACACAGCGGCGGCGGUGGCGGUGAUGACAAUGAGGGCAACGAUAAUCACAAUGACGACGAGUUCUUUAAGAAGAUAAAUACGAUGUCGCGGAAGACAUCGAUGAAGAGACCGCCGCCAAAGAUUUAUACGUGCGAGACGUGCGGCAAAACAUUUCAACAUAAAUACAGACAUGAAAAUCACGUACUGAAGCAACACAGCGGUGUCGGCGGCGGUAGCAGUGAUGACAACUAUAGUAACAAUAACGACGACGACUUUAUGGGGGGCAGAGAUGACUUCGAUGACAACGACAGCGACAGUCUAAUGGAUAACAAGAAAAAAGUGGAUACAAGCGAGUUGUUUAAGAAGAUGAAUACGAUUCACAAAUGGAAAUCAAAUCGUUCGCCGACAUCGAAGAAGAAGACGUCGAUGAUUAUGAAGAAGAAGAAACGGGUUUCGUUGAGCUAUACGUGCCAGACGUGCGGCAAAACAUUUGCCCAUAAAUAUCGUUUGCGUAAACACGAAGAGAAACUACACGGCGAUGAAUACUUUAGUCGACCGUUUGUCUGUUCGGUUCCCGGCUGUAAGCGACGAUUUAGGGUUAAGAAAUCACUGUACAAUCAUCACCGGGAGGACCAUUCUGGUGGCGAUAGUACAGAAUUUCAGUAUCGAUGUCCGCGCGAUGGAUGUACUGUAGUGUUCAAAACGAAAUCGGGAUUCAAUAGGCAUAUGGAACUGCACGACUCGGCGAAAAAAACGUACGGCAGAACCCAGUGCCUGUGGCCGGGCUGUUCGUUUGUCGGGUUUCCCAAAACAUUGGAAAUACAUCUGAAUCGACAUCAGGGUAUCAAACCGUAUGCGUGCGACGACUCGAGUGGUUGUCAAAUGAGUUUCUAUAGUGCGUACGAUCUGAAACAACAUCGAAAACAAGAACACGAACCGAAACCACCGGAAGUAGCGGCUGCUGCGGAGGCGGCAGCGAAUAGUUACCGGUGCGAUAUCGAGGGUUGCGAUCGUAGUUAUGACACACCCAGGCAACUGAAACUACAUAAGCGCCAACACGACCGUAUCUAUAAGUGUUCGUGGCCCGAAUGCGACCAAACCUAUUACAAUAGUGUUACGAUGCGGGAUCAUAUGGACAGACACCUGAAUGUUCAGCGACAUAAGUGCCAGUUUUGUCAGCGCGGGUUCUUUACCCGCAAUAAUUGUUUGGCACAUAUGAACCGUAUUCAUCAGUUUAUACCGCCGAAAAUUCGUCGGCCGUAUAAUCUUAAGCGUCUUAGACAACAACAGCAACAAAAUGACAAUAAUGUCGAUAACAUCACUAAUGAUAAUAAUAAUAAUAACGAUAACAUCACUAAUGAAAAUAAUAAUAACGAUAACAUCACUAAUAAUGAUAACAACAAUCAAUGAAUUUAUUAUUUUUUUAUGAAUUAAUAGCUAAUAUAUAUAUAUAU